CGGCGGGGCGGGGCGGCGGUGACGCCAUGACGCAGGGCGACGCACAGCGGGGCCGCCAUGCUGUCCCGGCUGCUGCGGGAGCACCAGGCGCGGCAGGGCGAGCGGCGCGAGCUGCAGGAGCGGCGCCGCAGGGAGGCGAUCGCCGCCGCCACGCGCCUGACCGAGGCCCUGGUGGAUCACCUGAACGUGGGGGUGGCCCAGGCCUACGUCAACCAGCGCAAGCUGGACCAGGAGGUGAAGACGCUGCAGGCGCAGGCGGCGCAGUUCGCCAAGCAGACGGGGCAGUGGAUCACCAUGGUGGAGAACUUCAACCAGGCCCUCAAGGAGAUCGGCGACGUGGAGAACUGGGCGCGCAGCAUCGAGCUGGACAUGCGCACCAUCGCCACGGCGCUGGAGUACGUCUACAAGGGGCAGCUGCAGCCCGCCUGCUCCUGAGCGCCCCCCCCGGGGGGGUGCCCCCCCCCGUCACCCCCCCUCGCACACAGAAUAAAGCCGCGGUGAGGGGCGGCGCGGCCCUGGCUGCCCCCCCUAAGCCCCCUCAUCCUCUUUAACGCUAAA
Messenger RNA from Cygnus atratus (black swan), 558 nucleotides. RefSeq names its product biogenesis of lysosomal organelles complex 1 subunit 1 (gene BLOC1S1). Gene Ontology annotation, biological process: endosomal transport. Gene Ontology annotation, cellular component: BLOC-1 complex. The transcript has 4 exons. Bases 58 to 435 code for a protein of 125 amino acids. The record is from RefSeq and is a predicted model, not a curated record. NCBI's taxonomy places the organism in Eukaryota, Metazoa, Chordata, Aves, Anseriformes, Anatidae.